AAAUAACUCAACCCAUCCCAGUCAAGCUUAUAAUAUUUUUUUAUUUUGGGGGGAAAACCAAACGGAUCAUAUUCGUAAUCUUAUCAAACCAGAUUCUCUCCGUCCCAUAUCGGUCAAUCAUAUACCAUUUUGGUCCAACCUAUCCUUAAGAGGAGAGGACCAUUCACUUAUCUUCACCUUCUCCGGUGAAUCACGCCGGCGCGUGGCUUUGACGAUGAAUCGGGUUUUCUCAACGUUGUUGUAUUGGCUGGUGAACCACCCGACAAUCCUCGGUUUCUCAUGGAACCCUGGUCAAACUCUCGGCUCCUCUCCGCUUUUUCUCUCCCUUUCCGUUCUCGCUUACCUUUCCCUUACUUUCCUCAUCUCUCGUCUCCUCUCGCUUCCUCCCGUCAGCUCAAAGAUCCUGAAACCCAUCACCGCCCUCCACAGCCUCACCCUUUUCCUCCUCUCCCUCCUCAUGGCCACGGGUUGCACGCUAUCCGUCUUCUUCCACCCGCCACCUCUCCUCCCCCGCUACGCCAUCUGCUUUCCUCCCAAUACCCCUCCCACUGGGCCGCUUUUCUUCUGGGCCUACAUCUUCUACCUCUCCAAGCUUCUCGAGUUCAUUGACACCCUCCUUAUCAUCAUCAGCAAAUCCUUCCAACGCUUGACUUUCCUACAUGUCUACCAUCACGCAACGGUGGUGGUUAUGUGCUACCUCUGGCUCCACACAUCGCAGUCGUUGUUCCCCAUUGCGCUGGUCACCAACGCGACGGUGCACGUCAUAAUGUACGCGUAUUAUCUAUUGUGCGCGGUGGGUGUGCGGCCCAGAUGGAAGAGGUUGGUGACGGAUUGUCAGAUUGUGCAGUUCGUGUUUAGCUUUCUGGUUUCGGGUUUGAUGCUGUAUGAACACUUUGCGGGUUCGGGUUGCUCCGGGAUAUGGGGUUGGUGUUUUAACGCCGUGUUUAACGGUUCUCUUUUGGCUCUUUUUGCUGAUUUUCAUGGGAAGAGUUACGCCCGCAAAAAGGCUACGACUAAAGAUAAGAAGAGCUCAUGACCUCACAAAUUCGGAUUUAUUUCAUACUUUUUUUUUUUUUUUUUUUUUUUGAAAAAAUUUGGUUGAAUAUAAGUCCGUCCUCAUUUUCAGAAAGAAUCCAUUCCUCACAAAAUUUUCUUUUUGAA
This is a messenger RNA of Carica papaya (papaya), 1161 nucleotides long. RefSeq names its product fatty acid elongase 3-like. NCBI's taxonomy places the organism in Eukaryota, Viridiplantae, Streptophyta, Magnoliopsida, Brassicales, Caricaceae. Gene Ontology annotation, molecular function: fatty acid elongase activity. The record is from RefSeq and is a predicted model, not a curated record. Gene Ontology annotation, cellular component: endoplasmic reticulum membrane. Gene Ontology annotation, biological process: sphingolipid biosynthetic process; fatty acid elongation, monounsaturated fatty acid; very long-chain fatty acid biosynthetic process.